Messenger RNA from Nicotiana attenuata, 981 nucleotides. RefSeq names its product phytosulfokines-like. The transcript is spliced from 2 exons. Gene Ontology annotation, molecular function: growth factor activity. Lineage: Eukaryota; Viridiplantae; Streptophyta; Magnoliopsida; Solanales; Solanaceae. The record is from RefSeq and is a predicted model, not a curated record. Gene Ontology annotation, cellular component: extracellular region. The coding region runs from base 496 to 747 and encodes 83 amino acids. Gene Ontology annotation, biological process: cell population proliferation.
GGCCAGUAGAAGCUUCAAGAUCCCUGAUUAUCUUAGGUUAACAAAAGUGUAAAUCGGAUUACUCAAAAAUACUCUAUACAACUUGGCCCAUUUAUCUACGUACCAGUAAAACUUAUCUUUCAUUAAAUUCCUGUGGUUGCCCUUAAUCACUAUCCCUUUGAGGAUUUUAGUACGUAGUUCUACUUCAUCCUCAGGACAUCAACUUUCCGUCCAAAUAACCUUUUCCUAUCUUUAUCUGGCCAUUUGUUUAUUUCUGAAAAACUUGUUGUUACAUUCAUCCUAGUCCACUUAAGAUACAAUUUCCUGAUUCCCUGACAUCAGUAUCUGUUAAAAGUCGCCCUUUUACUCACCCUAGUUCACACUCAAAACAUCGGUAUUAACAUUCGAUCUCUCCUAAUUUUCAUUAUAAAUUCAAGCCACCACACACAACACAGAGUCAUAGAGCUAAAGAAAACAUUCCCCGAGUCUAAUUAAGCAUCUACUAGCUAAACAACCAUGUCUAAAGCUUCUGCCAGCUUUUUCUUCAUUAUCCUUCUCCUCUCUGUUGCCCUAUCCUAUGCUGCUCGCCCUGAGCCAACUUUUCAUGAGGCCACCCUCAGCAAUAAUAUUCAAAACCAGGAUGUUGUUGAACCAAAACAAGUUGGUAAGGAAGAGAGCUGCAAAGGAGUCAAGGAAGAAGAAUGUUUGGAAAGGAGGACUUUGGCUGCUCAUCUUGACUAUAUCUAUACCCAAAAUCAAAACCCCUGAAAGUGUUCCCAAGGAUGAGAAUCAGCUUGUUUUAUUAUUUGACCAAUCUUUUAGUUUGAUUAUUGCCUAUAGAUAUAACGAAGGCAGUGAUAGGAAGAGUCAGUUAUCACAUAUAUUAAAUUGCUUUCUCUGUGUUUCUUGUUGAUUUUCCUUGUAUGUCAAGCUGUAUUCUCAUAUAAACUUCCUCGUGUAACCCUGCUGAUUGCUAAUAAUAUAUUUAUACUAUUCUUGUGA